AUGCUCUCUUGUCUCAUCCCAAUUUUUCAGGUUUUUCAACUGGUUAUUACUGCCGUUGCAUCUGCAGUCUUGCUCGCGUUGGCUGGUUUAACCCUCGCCGGCACAGUCGUGGCAUUAAUCGCAGCCACACCGAUUUUUGUUAUAUUUAGUCCGGUUCUCGUACCAGCAACUAUAGCUACCACUCUCCUAGUCACCAAUAUCUCGGCCAGUGGCUUCUUCGGAGUGACGGCGAUUGGUCUCAUCAUAUGGCUCCUUAAGCAUAGAAUGGGAGUAAAACCGAAGAAUAAUCCACCUCCGGCAGGAUCUCCACCAACCGGAGCAGCUAAACCAGCAGCGAAGCCAGCUGAAAAACCAGCUGGAGGGCCAACAGCCGGAGGACCAACAGAUAAGCCGGCUGGAGGACCAGCUGAUAAACCAGCAGGUGCAUCACCAACAGAUAAACCAGCAGGGGGAGCACCAACAGAUAAACCAGGUGGAUCACCAACAGAUAAACCAACAGAUAAACCAGCAGGUGAAGCACCAACAGAUAAACCAGCAGGUGGAGCGCCAACAGAUAAACCAGGUGGAGGACCAACAGACAAACCAACAGAUAAACCAGCAGAUAAACCAGCCGGGAAGAAGAAAGAGAAGAAACCGCCGGCGUUUUUCUCCUGGUAG
Molecule: messenger RNA, 657 nt
Organism: Thlaspi arvense
Lineage: Eukaryota; Viridiplantae; Streptophyta; Magnoliopsida; Brassicales; Brassicaceae
Source: the annotation of a GenBank genome assembly